Messenger RNA from Neurospora tetrasperma FGSC 2508, 307 nucleotides. RefSeq lists its product as uncharacterized. The coding region runs from base 92 to 280 and encodes 62 amino acids. The record is from RefSeq and is a predicted model, not a curated record. The transcript has a single exon. NCBI's taxonomy places the organism in Eukaryota, Fungi, Ascomycota, Sordariomycetes, Sordariales, Sordariaceae.
UUACACGGACGGCAUCGUUUCUCAACGCCGAUUCCGUCGAUUGGUUGAAAUACAACAAACAGGUCAGGUCAGAUUCUUUAGCUGGCCGACCAUGAUGGCAUUUGCACAGGAGUUCUUGGAUAUCCCCUAUAAACCCGCCCUUUCAGGGAAGAGGGGACAUGACAUACAAAUACAACAUAGACAGACUGUUUGGGAAUGGUACCUACGCAAAAUACAUACAACACGAACCUGUAUGACACCGCGUGAAACACCACUCAAAGAAAGCAUUUUUAGUCAAUAGACUUAUCGAGUAUUACACACAUCACUA